This is a messenger RNA of Scomber scombrus (Atlantic mackerel), 612 nucleotides long. RefSeq lists its product as uncharacterized. The transcript has 2 exons. Lineage: Eukaryota; Metazoa; Chordata; Actinopteri; Scombriformes; Scombridae. The coding region runs from base 94 to 612 and encodes 172 amino acids. The record is from RefSeq and is a predicted model, not a curated record.
UGUGUCUGGCGUGUGCAAGGGCUCCGGUGUCGUGCUCUUUGCCCCGAGGGAGUCCCUAAAGGUAGUGACUGGAGGAGAAAAGUUUCCACCACGAUGAAUGUUCAGCUGCUGCUCCUGUUGGCCCUGGCUGGCCCUUUCUGUACCUUCACACAUGCAAGCCCCACAGCACUCCCUCUUACCGACAUACCUGGCACAGAAAGCGCUCCAGACCAUGGCAUGACCACUGACAGCGCAGUACAUUUCAGUACAGAAUUGUCUGCAGCAGAUGAUAGUACAGUUUUCACUGGCCCUCCUGCAACAGAUCCACCAGCAGCCCCUGCAGAUGUAACAAAGGCUUUAACGGAGAAUGUCCCUGAAACGACUGCUCCCACUCUUCCUGAAACUACUGAGGAGCCUGUGGUUGAAACAGUAGCCCCUGCUGCGGCUUCUACUGAACCACCAGCAGCACCAGAAUCAAUUAUCACUGAUGCUCCUUCUGUGGAAACUGCAGCCCCCACUGAACCAGCAAAGCCUGAGGUCCCACCUGCGGCGACGGGAGCCGCCGAGGAAGGCCCGGGCGGCGAGGUGGUCGUUGAAGAGGGUGAGGAAUACGUGGGGUGGAGAUUUGGGUAG